Molecule: messenger RNA, 1745 nt
Organism: Acanthoscelides obtectus
Lineage: Eukaryota; Metazoa; Arthropoda; Insecta; Coleoptera; Chrysomelidae
Source: the annotation of a GenBank genome assembly
AGCUCAUUAUAUUCCAAAUUAGCAUAAUAAGUCAAAGCAAACAAGAUUUUAGAGAAUCAACAACCUCUGAAAUCGCGCAUAACUCCAAUAUAAAAGGAAGCUUGUGUAACCCAAGCUAUCUAUAGUAGCAUCAAAGAGACUAUUGCACCAAGACUUCGCUCCACUGCGACGAAAGUGACUCCUACAUCAGAAAAUUCAAGAACGUCCCAGGAUGGAAAAUGAAGACAGAAAAUUGGACACAAACAAACUGGACCUUCAUAUCCAAGUGGUGGAAUCACAGGUAACUGAGGAGGAGGUUAUAGAAGAAAUCGUGGACAGUGGCAAAGUCGAAGAUGCCUUCUAUGUGUGUGAUGUCAGCGAUAUUGUGGAGAAGCACAGGCAUUGGGAGCAUGUGAUGACUAGGAUUCAACCAUACUAUGCUGUGAAAUGUAAUUCUCAUCGAAUAGUCCUCGAAACCUUGGCAGCCCUAGGCACAUGCUUUGAUUGUGCUUCCAAAGGAGAAAUAAGAAGAGUUAUCUCCCUAGGGGUAUCGCCUGAUAGAAUUAUUUAUGCCCAUCCCGCCAAAAAGAUAAAUCACUUGCUAUAUGCAGCCGAAGUGGGAGUUACUACCAUGACAUUUGAUAACGAGUGUGAGAUGUACAAGAUUAAAAAGUAUUACCCAGAGGCAAAAUUAGUUCUACGAAUAAGGUACGACGAUCCAACUGCAACAUUUCACCUAGGUGAAAAGUUUGGAGCCUACCCCGAGGAUGCCAAGCAACUGCUGGCCGUAGCUCGAUACUUAGAUCUGAAUGUCAUUGGAGUGUCUUUCCAUAUCGGUUCGAGCAGAGGACACAAUCCAGACCUAAAUGCAUUCCAUGGAGCCAUCAUAGCUGCAAGAACAGUUUUUGAUGAGGCUGAUGAUCUAGGAUUCCAUUUCACUCUGCUUGACAUCGGAGGAGGAUUCUGCGGUAAUAAGGGUGCUACUUUAUAUGAGGUCGGUGCAGUCAUCAAUGACGUUCUUGAUAGAUACUUCCCAGAGACAAAUAUUGAUGUGAUAGCAGAACCAGGACAGUAUUAUGUGAAUUCAGCAUUCACACUGAUCACGCAAGUUCACACUAAAAAAGUUCUCAAUGGGCAGGAAAUUGCAAGAAUGUAUUUUACGGAUGUUAGUGUUUACAAUUCGAUGAUUGACGUAGUUUUCAAGGUUCCGUUUGACAUGACUCCAGUGAAGAAUCGUAAGCCAAACUCUCGCAAACUGCCUAGCAUUGUUUGGGGGGCAACGUGUUGUAGCAAUGACAAGAUUUCUGGUGAUAUCAUCUACCUUCCAGAAUUGUAUAUUGGUGACUGGUUGAUGAUCCAUGAUAUUGGAGCAUAUUCCAUAUCAAUAUCCAGCGACUUUAAUGGAUUUCCAUUACCAAAUGUGCAUGCGUUCAUCAGGAAGGACGACUGGGUAUACCUGACGGAGAAAAUUGAACAGCCUGUCCCUAAGGAGAAAUUUGUAUUUGGAGACAGCACUGAUAAAUACCUACUAACAGGACUAACUCUGCCCAGUAGAUACACCACGAAUUACUUCUAGGUGCCUACCUGCAUUAGUAUUAAUAUAAAAUGUGAUAAAGUGACUAUCUGAAAACGUUAUACGAUACGGAUAUGUACAAGUAUUACAACUGUUCUGUUAACCAUUUUUAGGAUGCGAAUUAUAUUAUAAAAUAUUUAUUUUUAUUAUAGUGAACUAAUAUGAUUUUAUCAAAUAUAUUUACUUAAAAUAA